Phaeodactylum tricornutum CCAP 1055/1 is the source of this 309-nucleotide messenger RNA. RefSeq lists its product with no specific name. The annotation marks the transcript as partial. The record is from RefSeq and is a predicted model, not a curated record. Lineage: Eukaryota; Bacillariophyta; Bacillariophyceae; Surirellales; Neidiaceae. Gene Ontology annotation, biological process: protein dephosphorylation. The transcript has a single exon. Gene Ontology annotation, molecular function: protein tyrosine/serine/threonine phosphatase activity.
UAUAGCUGUCGAAAGUGCCGUCGCUUACUUUUCGGAGAAAAAGAUCUACAGGAUCCUCAGCACUUGCCGGCCAAGCACCAAUUCUCGGCGAGGAAAAUGACGCAUUCCAAGCAAGUUUGGGCAAGUUGUCAAUCUUUCUUUUUACAAGGUGGUUUGUCCUGGAUGACAAAUGUGAACGAAACAGUGGAAGGAAAGUUCGGUUGCCCCAAAUGUGAUACAAAGAUAGGAACGUGGAAUUGGUCAGGCGCUCAAUGCAGUUGCGGUACCUGGGUUGUACCGGCUAUACAAGUACCUCGAAGCAAAGUCGAU